UUAUAUUUUAGUUCAAGGCACUUGUCGCGUCAUCCAAAAUGAAUUCCUUUAUAUUUUUUGUAAUAGCAAAUUUUAUUGCAGUAAAUUGUCAUAUAUUGAGCGCUGAUGUUGAAUCGAACGGUGUAUACAAUUACCUCGCAACUGUAGGAGUCGAAGAAGCAGAGAGAAUCAGAAAACUUGAGAAUGAAUUGUCCAGUCCUGUGCAAAGAAUCGUCGGUGGAUCAUCCACCGUAAGCAGCGCUGUUCCUUACCAGGCUGGACUAAUUAUCACAUUGCGAGUGGCCAGGCAAGCGGUGUGCGGGGGUGUCAUAAUCGCUGACAACAGGAUCCUAACCGGGGCCCAUUGCAACAACGAUGGAGUUAGCAUCGCACAGUCCAUCCUUGUGGUGGUUGGAUCUAAUCUUCUCUUCUCCGGCGGCACUAGAGUACAAAUGCAGAGCGUUGUCAUGCAUCCGGGGUACAACCCUCGGAUCAUUGCAAAUGAUCUUGCUGUUCUAAGAAUACCAAGAAUUUCUUAUACAUUUAAUAUUCAAGCAGUCAGUCUACCUUCCGGCAGUGAUUUGAAUCAAAACUUCGUAGGAACAACAGCUAGGGCAUCUGGAUAUGGCAUCACAAGAGACGGUGCGAACAUUGGCUCUCUACAAUCACUGAACGUGGUCAAUCUCCGUGUAAUCACGAACAACGAAUGUACAUCUGCUUUCGGCAACUUUAUACAAAACCAUCACUUGUGUACAAGCGGCUCCGGCGGUGUCGGUAUUUGCGGCGGCGAUACAGGCGGACCUCUCGUCGUAACCAGUGUUUGGAGAGACGUGCUUAUUGGCGUCGGAUCCUUCACUUCGAGCCGAGGUUGUCAAGCUGGUGCCCCAUCCGGCUUCACAAGAGUCACUUCUUUCGUCCCUUGGAUUAUAUCUGUAUAAUAUUACGAAUCGACUUUAUACUGUCAACUGCAUAAACUGCUUCACAGAAUUAUAACAUUUUUCAUAGAAAUAUAUUGCAUUGAUAAUAGUA
This is a messenger RNA of Papilio polytes (common Mormon), 1008 nucleotides long. Its product is annotated as collagenase-like. Gene Ontology annotation, molecular function: serine-type endopeptidase activity. Gene Ontology annotation, biological process: proteolysis. Lineage: Eukaryota; Metazoa; Arthropoda; Insecta; Lepidoptera; Papilionidae. The transcript is spliced from 5 exons. The record is from RefSeq and is a predicted model, not a curated record. The coding region runs from base 39 to 917 and encodes 292 amino acids.